GGGGCGGGGCGGGAGCUCACAGUGUCCCGGAGCUCACGGUGUCCCGGAGCCCCGAGCGCCGCCGCCCCGCCACAGCGCCCUGACCGCUCCGCGCAGACUUGGCAAAAAUGUCCAGCCCUACUGAGACAGAGCGGUGCAUCGAGUCUCUGAUCGCUGUUUUCCAGAAGCAUGCUGGAAAGGACGGUAACAGCAGCAAGCUCUCCAAGACGGAGUUCCUGACCUUCAUGAACAGAGAGCUGGCCGCCUUCACAAAGAACCAGAAGGACCCUGGUGUCCUUGACCGCAUGAUGAAGAAACUGGACACCAACUCUGAUGGGCAGCUAGAUUUCCAAGAAUUUCUCAAUCUUAUUGGCGGCUUGGCCAUCGCUUGCCAUGAGUCGUUUUUAAAGUCUUCCCAUUUCCAGAAGUAAAUCUGAGGGGGGGCCCUUGAGCCUGGCCUCCAGACCACCCCCUUUCCUUCAAAACAGCCUCCCCAUCAUCGUCUCCUCAUCACAUCCUACAUGUACCAUGAGACCAGAGCAUCUACUACCCCAUUCAGGCCAGUCCUGUUGGUAGCAAAUAAAGCAAUGGCGUUUUCUAAAACCUA
This is a messenger RNA of Suricata suricatta (meerkat), 586 nucleotides long. It is a transcript of the gene S100A11, whose product is annotated as S100 calcium binding protein A11. Gene Ontology annotation, cellular component: cytoplasm. The transcript is spliced from 3 exons. Gene Ontology annotation, biological process: regulation of cell population proliferation. Gene Ontology annotation, molecular function: calcium ion binding; calcium-dependent protein binding. The coding region runs from base 108 to 410 and encodes 100 amino acids. NCBI's taxonomy places the organism in Eukaryota, Metazoa, Chordata, Mammalia, Carnivora, Herpestidae. The record is from RefSeq and is a predicted model, not a curated record.